AUGUUGGCAAUCGGAGACGCUAUUUUAAGGCUAGUUAACUUUUUGUUUUUAGUUAUUGCCUUGGGUUUGACUGGGUCAUUAUCUGCCACCACUGUCGAUGGACAAAACCCUCAAGUUAACUUUGCCGUAUUUGCUGCAGCAUUUGGUCUUUUAACCUCAUCCAUUUAUGGGGUAUUUGCCUACUUCAUCAAUGCAUUUGCCUGGCCAGUUAUCUUGUUCGUGUUUGACUUCUUGAACUUUGUCUUUUGUUUUGCUGCCGCCACCGCAAUUGCCGCUGGUAUCAGAGUCCAUUCUUGUUCUAACGAAGACUACGUUGACAACAACAAAAUCACCCAAGGUUCCAGUGGAAGAUGUAGAAAGGCCCAAGCCAGUGUUGCCUUUUUAUACUUUUCCACUUUUAUCUUCUUAGCUAGUGGAAUUUUCAGUGCAAUUUCCCUUUUCCAAGGUGGUUUGUUCGGAGCAAACAGACCUUCUGCAAGAAGAACCGGUGUUCCAACCAUGUCACAAGUUUAG
Molecule: messenger RNA, 513 nt
Organism: Spathaspora passalidarum NRRL Y-27907
Lineage: Eukaryota; Fungi; Ascomycota; Pichiomycetes; Serinales; Debaryomycetaceae
Gene: NCE102
Product: Nce102p
Exons: 1
Coding region: 1-513 (170 amino acids)
Biological process (GO): protein localization to plasma membrane; eisosome assembly
Cellular component (GO): plasma membrane; eisosome
Source: RefSeq, a predicted model, not a curated record